Messenger RNA from Coregonus sp. 'balchen', 5154 nucleotides. Lineage: Eukaryota; Metazoa; Chordata; Actinopteri; Salmoniformes; Salmonidae. The record is from the annotation of a GenBank genome assembly.
AUGAGUUUCUUUAGUUUUGGCCAAAGUGCAGAAAUCGAUAUAGUUUUGAAUGACGCCGAGACAAGAAAAAAAGCUGAGCAUAAGACCGAGGAUGGGAAAAAGGACAAAUAUUUUCUGUUAUUUGAUGGCGAGACAGUAUCUGGAAAAGUCAACGUAACACUUAAGAAUCCAGGGAAAAGACUCGAGCACCAAGGCAUCAAAAUCGAGUUUAUUGGGCAGAUUGGUAAGUGUGUGACACAGCAGGCCUGUCUUUGGGUUGUCACUACCAAAAUAACUAAAUAAGCUACAGAAUUAUCCAUGGCGCAAAAAUGAAUUUACUUCGAUUAAGAAGUCUCUAUUCAUGAUGUUGUCAUCCUAAUGAAUUGUCAAGCUGAUUAAAUUAACUAUCUGUGUCGAUUGAUUGAUCAAUGUUGCAACUGUAGCUCGACCCAGACCCAAAUCGUCUGACAUUUAUGUGCCGCGGGUGACGCCCGUUGAGAGAUAAAUGCAUGUUAUCACCAGCUGGCCUUUGGCUUGCUUUGAGGAUGUUACAAUUGAUAUAAAACGUUUUAGUCGAUGAGUGAAGCAUUAAGCCAUGCCAUGCUCAUUUGGCUAUUCACUGCACGCUGCUUGGGCACGGGUUAAAACGUAGUGACCUGUGGUUGGCUGUGAUAUAAGUGAUCAACAGAAGCACUAUUGUGCCACAGAAACUCUCCUACAGUAGAUUAGUUAUCUGCCUGGUCAGAAGUUCAGAGAUGUGUGAGAAUCAUGAUACUAACUUCACCUGUCAGUUACACUUGAACUUAACUGUAGGCCUAUAUCAUAGGUCCUUUAUAGUUACAUUGUAAUAAACGUUAUUACACACUUGUAAGAUGCAAAUCAAAUCAAAUCAAAUUUUAUUGGUCACAUGCGCCGAAUACAACAGGUGCAGACAUUACAGUGAAAUGCUUACUUAUAGCCCUUAACCAACAGUGCAUUUAUUUUAAACAAAAAAGUAAGAAUAAAACAACAACAAAAAAGUGUUGAGAAAAAAAGAGCAGAAGUAAAAAUAAAGUGACAGUAGGGAGGCUAUAUAUACAAUAGAAUAAAGUGACAGUAGGGAGGCUUUAUAUACAGGGGGGUACCGUUGCAUAGUCAAUGUGCGGGGGCACCGGCUAGUUGAGGUAGUUGAGGUAAUAUGUACAUGUGGGUAGAGUUAAAGUGACUAUGCAUAAAUACUUAACAGAGUAGCAGCAGCGUAAAAAGUAUGGGGUGGGGGGGCAGUGCAAAUAGUCCGGGUAGCCAUGAUUAGCUGUUCAGGAGUCUUAUGGCUUGGGGGUAGAAGCUGUUGAGAAGUCUUUUGGACCUAGACUUGGCACUCCGGUACCGCUUGCCGUGCGGUAGCAGAGAGAACAGUCUAUGACUAGGGUGACUGGAGUCUUUGACAAUUUUGAGGGCCUUCCUCUGACACCGCCUGGUAUAGAGGUCCUGGAUGGCAGGGAGCUUUGCCCCUGUGAUGUACUGGGCCGUACGCACUACCCUCUGUAGUGCCUUGCGGUCAGAGGCCAAGCAGUUGCCAUACCAGGCGGUGAUGCAACCAGUCAGGAUGCUCUCGAUGGUGCAGCUGUAGAAUUUUUUGAGGAUCUGAGGACCCAUGCCAAAUCUUUUUAGUCUCCUGAGGGGGAAUAGUAACCAGUAGUCAUUUGUAGCAUUACCUUGAAUCUAUUUACACUAUAUGUAAUGCCUUUUAAAGGGAUAGAAAGUCAUCUGUAAACUGUUCUAGAUUCUCUUUCACCAUUGAAAACUGGUGACACUAACAACCAUUUCUCUCUUGUCAGAGCUGUACUACGACAGGGGAAACCACCAUGAGUUUGUGUCUCUGGUUAAAGACUUGGCCAGACCGGGAGAGCUAACGCAGUCCCAGACCUUCGACUUUGAGUUCACACACGUGGAGAAACCAUAUGAGUCCUACACAGGCCAGAAUGUCAAAUUACGGUAAGCAAGUAGCUGGCAACAAACCAUGCAUGAACCAUUUGGUGCACAACAUUAUAGGUCAAAAUCAAUUACCCUCACACACAAUUUGAGUUCCAUCACUAAAUGCGAUUUCACUGGUAUUUCUAUCGCCUAGUAAUAAAUGCAUUAUAGUUGUUAUCUAUAAGGAAAUAGAAACAGAAAUAAUAGAAUCUGAAAAUAGAGAUAGAUUGGAGCCCAGUCUAGAGAAUUGCCAUUUCCGAUGUCUCCAGUAGAGUGUAUAUCUACAGUAGCUUAACUUCUGUACAUAUGUCAAAUAUGUUAACUUGAGAGUAUAAUUUGUCUUUAGAGUGAAGUGCAAAUACAGUUAUAUCAAAGCACAGACUUCACGUGAUUUCUACUAUGUCUCACCAGCUAUUUGUGGUCUUUAUGGGUAGAAUUUGACUCCUAUCAGCGUUAUUGGAGACUUUCUGAAUUGUUCUUUGUGCAUCAUACAUUGAUACCCAAUAAGUAGAUGAGUUGAUUUUCUGGCUCUUCUCUUUCAUAUUUCAGCUACUUUCUGAGGGCAACGAUAAGCCGGAGACUGAACGACAUCAGUAAAGAGAUGGACAUUGUCGUGCACACGCUCAGCACAUACCCAGAACUCAACUCGUCGAUCAAGAUGGAAGUGGGAAUCGAAGACUGUCUACACAUUGAGUUUGAGUACAACAAGUCCAAGUAUGACUCUGUUACCAUGGUUUAUCAUAUUUGAAAAAAUUGAUUGGAAGGCUUGCGAUAUUCCUGUUUUUGAAUGGUGAGAUAGCAGAGCUUUAGUGAUGUCAAACUUAAGUCUCCCUGGUUCAACUUCCCUAAACCCCUAUGCUAAUAGCGUGUUUAUAUUUUGUAUUUAUUAUGGAUCCCCAUUAGCUGCUGCCAAGGCAGCAGCUACUCUUCCUGGGGUCCAGCAAAAUUAAGGCAGUUAUACAAUUUUAAAAACAUUACAAUACAUUCACAGAUUUCACAACACACUGUGUGCUCUCAGGCCCCUAUUCCACCACCACCACAUAUCUACAGUACAAAAUCCAUGUGUACGUGUGUGAAUAGUGCGUAUGUUAUCGUGUGUGUGUAUGCAUGUGUUUGUGCCUAUGUUUGUGUUGCUUCACGGUCCCGCUGUUCCAUAAGGUGUAUUUUUAUCUGUUUUUUAAAUCUAAUUGUACUGCUUGCAUCAGUUAUUUGAUGUGGAAUAGAGUUCCAUGCAGUCAUGGCUCUAUGUACAGUGAGGGAAAAAAGUAUUUGAUCCCCUGCUGAUUUUGUACGUUUGCCCACUGACAAAGACAUGAUCAGUCUAUAAUUUUAAUGGUAGGUUUAUUUGAACAGUGAGAGACAGAAUAACAACAACAAAAUUCAGAAAAACGCAUGUCAAAAAUGUUAUAAAUUUAUUUGCAUUUUAAUGAGGGAAAUAAGUAUUUGACCCCCUCUCAAUCAGAAAGAUGUCUGGCUCCCAGGUGUCUUUUAUACAGGUAACAAGCUGAGAUUAGGAGCACACUCUCCAGACCUUAAUCCCAUAGAAAAUCUGUGGAGGGAGCUGAAGGUUCGAGUUGCCAAACGUCAGCCUCGAAACCUUAAUGACUUGGACAAGAUCUGCAAAGAGGAGUGGGACAAAAUCCCUCCUGAGAUGUGUGCAAACCUGGUGGCCAACUACAAGAAAGUCUGACCUUUGUGAUUGCCAACAAGGGUUUUGCCACCAAGUACUAAGUCAUGUUUUGCAGAGGGGUCAAAUACUUAUUUCCCUCAUUAAAAUGCAAAUACAUUUAUAACAUUUUUGACAUGCGUUUUUCUGGAUUUUGUUGUUGUUAUUCUGUCUCUCACUGUUCAAAUAAACCUACCAUUAAAAUUAUAGAUUGAUCAUGUCUUUGUCAGUGGGCAAACGUACAAAAUCAGCAGGGGAUCAAAUACUUUUUUUCCCUCACUGUAGUACUGUGCGCCUCCCAUAGUCUGUUCUGGACUUGGGGACUGUGAAGAGACCUCUUGUGGCAUGUCUUGUGUGGUAUGCAUGGGUGUCCGAGCUGUGCGCCAGUAGUUCAAACAGACAGCUCGGUGCAUUCAACAUGUCAAUACCUCUCAUAAAUACAAGUAGAGAUAAAGUCAAUCUCUCCUCCACUUUGAGCAGGAGAGAUUGACAUGCAUAUUAUUGAUGUUAGCUCUCUGUGUAUAUCCAAGGGCCAGCCGUGCUGCCCUGUUCUAAGCCAAUUGCAAUUUUCCUAAGUCCCUUUUUGUGGCACCUGACCACACGACUGAACAGUAGUCCAGGUGCGACAAAACUAGGGCCUGUAGGACCUGCCUUGUUGAUAGUGCUGUAGUGCUGUAUCAUAUGAUUUGUGAGGAAAAACCAUCUGAAUGUAAUAGGACAUUUGAAGUAGCUUAUGUCACAAAUUAAACAGUGACCAGUUUGAGUGAAACAUUGUCAAAGUACUUGUUAUGACAACUUCUGUCAUUACUGUUUAUUAGCAUUUGAUGAAAGUGGCUAGUUAAUCAAAACCAAAAUGUGGAUUUCGGUCUCUCCUUGUCCAUAGACUGCUUUCAAGGUAAGGAAACCAAUACCUAAAUAUGUAAUCUAAACAGUCCAUUUAACUGUUAACUGUCCCUUUAAUGCAGAUACCACCUAAAAGAUGUAAUCGUGGGGAAGAUUUACUUCCUGUUGGUACGGAUCAAGAUCAGACACAUGGAGAUUGACAUCAUCAAGCGAGAAACGACUGGCACAGGCCCAAAUGUGUACCAUGAGAACGACACCAUAGCCAAGUACGAGAUUAUGGACGGAGCACCAGUGAGAGGUAAGUGGCAUCGACAACCAGUGGAGGCUGGUGGAAGGAGAAAUCAGAGGAAGGGCUCAUUCUAAUGGUUGGAAUGGAACUAUAUGUUUGAUAGUUUUCCAUUCACUUUAUUCCAGCCAUUACAAUGAGCCCAUCCUGUGGUUUCUCUUUUUACUAGCCUCCACACUGUAUUUACACAAACGAUGGGCAUGGGACGUGGACUGAAAACGUCUGACAAAAACAUAUAUUUUACAAUGAACUAUCACUUUAAUAGUAUGGCUUUUGUCUUUCAGGGGAGUCCAUCCCUAUCCGACUAUUCCUGGCUGGCUAUGAGAUGACUCCUACAAUGAGGGACAUCAACAAGAAGUACUCUGUGCGGUACUACCUCAACCUGGUGCUCAUAGACGAGGAGGAGAGGCGUUACUUCAAACAGCAG